UUAGUGUUGUAGAUGUUACCAAAAAAUGAAAUAUUUAUGGGAAAUGUUAAAUUGACUAGAUGUAAAAGUGAACAACAAUUGCAAAACCAGAAAGUAAUUACUAACAGUGAUAAUGAUGUCUUUCCAAAUCUCAAUUAAGGGGAUCAUUUUAUCAUUUAAAUGUCUAAAUCGGAUGAAUUAGGAGAGACAAUAAAAUAUCUCGCUCGCUUGGAAGAAACUCAAAAAAAGUAAGCUAUAAAAGAUAGGCUGAUUGAGAACUUAAAUAAGCAAUUAGAUUUAGCAAAGAUUUCUCAAUUAUAGAUCUCCGAUGGACAAGGAGGUUAGAAUACUGAGGAUGCAGUCAAUAACGAUGAUGUCUAUAUUCGGAUAGAAGGUCCACCAGAUGUUGGCGCAUAAGAAAAUAACAAGAAAUAAAUAACUCUUAUAGACUUUGAGAAGAAUUCCAAUGGGGAUAAUAAUAAUGAGGAAGAAAGUAAAAAUACACUGUAUAUCAAGAAUUAUCUGUAAUAAUCUUAGUUGCUCCUUCAGAGUUAUCGUCGGAAUAGAACAUUGAUUAUGAUAAUAAAUCUGAGGAGAUAUAAAUUCAAUCAUUUGAUCAAGAAAAGAUUUGUCCCAUUUGCAGUUCAUCCUUUGAGAAAAUUGUCAGGCUCUUAGAAUGCGAACAUAAGUUUUGCACGUAUUAACUUAUUCUAUUUUGAAGGAGUUGUUACAAAGAAUAUUUAGAAAAUAAAAUCAAGGUUGCCAAAAUUAAUAACAUAACCUGUCUCCAAGAAGGUUGUACCAUUAUAUUCUCAGAAGAUAUCAUUAAAUAACUUGUUAGCGAACAGAAAUUUCAAUAAUAUUUAGUUUUCAAGAGAAAGUAUGAAAUUGAGAAUGAUCCUAAUAAAAAAUGGUGUCCAGCCUAAGGUUGUGAUCGUUUCAUUGAAAAAGAUUCGAAAGCCAACAUAGUGUAAUGUCAAUGUGGUUCAUUGGUCUGUUUUAAUUGUGGACAACUUGCUCAUCAGGGAAUGUUGUGUGAGGUAGUUAUUAAAUGUUUAGAACGAUUAGGAUGCAAUUUAAGGUGAUUUUAAAUAGGCCUUAGUAAAAUAUCUAAUUAAGUAUUGUCCCAAGUGCAAAUCACACAUUCAAAAAAAUGCUGGGUGUAAUCACAUGACUUGUAAUUGUUCAUUUCAAUUCUGCUGGGUUUGCUUGUAACCGUAUCACCAGUAUCAUUAUAGGUACUGGUCAAUCAGGGGAUGUGCCAGUAAAUUGUCUUAUUGAUAGUAGUUUGGUCGGAUGGUCGUUUCAAAACCUAAAUGGAGAUCAGCAACCCUGAUAAAAUGAGGAAGAUCUACUUUGCCCCUCGUUUGGUUCUUUAUAUUCUCAGGGGUCCAUUGCUGAUUGUUAAGUUGACUUUGUUGGCUGCCGGCAAGUCAAUAGCCAAGCCUUUCUGUGCAAUGAACAAGAAGUUAAGCAGAUCAUCUAAUCCCAAGUUUUGGUAUUUGAUUGCUCCAUAUUAGUCUAUUCAGAUGCACAUAUUUUCUAUUCGCGGAAUUAUUGAUCUUGUUAAUCGUAAUACUAAUCUUUCCCUUUUACUUUGUAUUCUAUCGACUUGGCAAAGAAAUAUCAUGGCUUUCAAUUAAGGGGUGUGCUUAUUGA
Molecule: messenger RNA, 1638 nt
Organism: Paramecium octaurelia
Lineage: Eukaryota; Ciliophora; Oligohymenophorea; Peniculida; Parameciidae
Source: the annotation of a GenBank genome assembly